GACCGUUUUCUCAAAACUCCUUGGGCUGACUUUGCAGUGGUACGAUGCCGAGCGAGAGCAAGCACAGCCGCGACGACGACGCCAAGAGCGCUAACAAAGCGACUCGGGCAGACGACGCGAGUGGCGACGCCAAGGACGCGGCCGAGGACAAGGGCGGCCCGACGAUCGUCGACAAGGUGAUUGCGUUCUUCUUUGAGAACGACGAGUUUUGCGCCACGUUUGAGCGGUUUGCAGACAAGCACUGCGACAUCUUUGACCCGGACGCUGAUGAAAUGCAGCUCGAGUACACGGACGUCUACAACCAAUUCACAACGCUCUUUGAGACCAAAAUCGAAGAGUUCAUCGAGUCGCAAGGCUCGUCGGUCGCAGAGUUCUACGACCUUGUGCGCAAGGCGCACGAGAAGGACCCGCAUGGCACGAUCGCCAUCUACUCGCGCAUGCUCGUGGCAACCAGCGACUUUGAUGUCUUUGUUCUCAUGAUGAAGCAAACCAAGGAAGCCCAACGUCUCAAAAAAUAAUGGAAACGCUUGCGUUGGGGGCUGCCACGUACGCUGGCUGGAUCCACGCAACUGCAAGCAGUUACACACCGCAACUACCUACGGCACGACAGCAGCGGCGGUCGACGCGUGUGCCACCUUCGCUUGGCAUCGUCAAGGCAUGCUACACCAUGCCAGUCGGUUGCACCGUACCGGGCACCUGCAGCAUCGCUGCCGAGGAAGGUUGCGUGGAUUUAGCCGACUCCGGUUUCGGAAGCGAUGAUGGUCCUCGUCGAACUUUCGAGAACCUGUCAUUUUCGAAAAAAUAAAACGCACCGCCCGCGCCCACGCGCCGCAUCUCAUACAAACACCAAGUUCACAAAGGGUUUGGCAUCAUAAUAAAAUACAUACCAAUAGUUCUCCGUAAAGUCCGUUCCGCACGCUGACAAC
Messenger RNA from Saprolegnia diclina VS20, 926 nucleotides. RefSeq lists its product as hypothetical. The transcript is spliced from 4 exons. The coding region runs from base 45 to 518 and encodes 157 amino acids. NCBI's taxonomy places the organism in Eukaryota, Oomycota, Saprolegniomycetes, Saprolegniales, Saprolegniaceae. The record is from RefSeq and is a predicted model, not a curated record. Gene Ontology annotation, cellular component: ciliary base; axoneme.